AUGACGAAAGGAAAAAGAAUGCAAACCCCAGCCGUCCUUCAGAUGAGCAUUUCCAGCAGGACGAGCAGCUGCUUGCACGGCUCCGAGGCCGGGCCCAGGGGCGGAACAGAGGGCCUGGGGCUGGAGCUCUACCUGACGGAAGUCUCUGCUCCAAAGGCAGUAAACCUGCCAUCUGACAACAUGCAUGACAAGACUUUUGAAAACCAGAGUGACAUACAUGCCACCACGGAUGACAAUUAUUGCAGGAGUAUUGAAAAUUUGAAUCGAAUGUUUUUGGUGAUAAUCGAGAAGGAAAGCAUGUAUCCCAAUGUGAGCAGCAGCGAGUCCCUGUCCACCCCCGUGCAGCUCUGCUAUGAGAACAUGAACGGAUCCUGUGUCAAGUCUCCCUACUCCCCUGGACCCCGCGUGCUUCUGUACGUGGUCUUUGGCUGUGGGGCUGUGCUCGCUGUGUUUGGAAACCUCUUGGUGAUGAUUUCAAUCCUGCAUUUCAAGCAGCUGUACUCUCCAACCAAUUUCCUCAUCGCCUCCCUGGCCUGUGCUGACUUUUUAGUGGGUGUGACCGUGAUGCCCUUCAGCAUGGUCAGGUCCGUGGAGAGCUGCUGGUACUUUGGGGCUGGUUUUUGUACUUUCCACACGUGCUGUGAUACGGCGUUUUGCUACUCUUCUCUCUUCCACUUGUGCUUCAUCUCCAUCGACAGGUACAUCGCUGUCACUGACCCUCUGGUCUACCCGACCAAGUUCACUGUGUCUGUGUCCCGAAUGUGCAUCGGCAUCUCCUGGAUCCUGCCUGUUGUGUACAGCGGUGCCCUGUUCUACACAGGAGCCAAUGAUGAUGGACUGGAAGAAUUAUCUCGUGCCCUCAACUGUAUAGGUGGUUGUCAGGCUGUUGUAAAUCAAAACUGGGUGGUGAUAGAUUUUUUAUCCUUCUUUAUACCAACCCUUGUUAUGAUCAUUCUCUAUAGUCAUAUUUUCAUUGUGGCUAGAAAACAGGCUCAAAAGAUUGAAACGACUAGUAGCAAAACAGAGUCAUCAUCGGAAAGUUACAAAGGCAGAGUGGCCAGGAGAGAGAGAAAAGCAGCUAAGACCCUGGGGAUCACAGUGGUGGCCUUUAUGAUUUCAUGGUUACCAUACAGCAUUGAUUCAUUAAUUGAUGCUUACAUGGGCUUCAUCACCCCUGCCUAUAUUUAUGAGAUUUGCUGCUGGUGUGCUUAUUAUAACUCAGCCAUGAACCCUUUGAUUUAUGCUCUCUUUUACCCAUGGUUUAGGAAAGCCAUACAAUUAGUUGUCAGUGGCCAAGUUUUAAAGGAUGGUUCAGCAACCAGGAAUUUG
Messenger RNA from Echinops telfairi (small Madagascar hedgehog), 1329 nucleotides. Its product is annotated as trace amine-associated receptor 6. The annotation marks the transcript as partial. Gene Ontology annotation, biological process: G protein-coupled receptor signaling pathway. The record is from RefSeq and is a predicted model, not a curated record. NCBI's taxonomy places the organism in Eukaryota, Metazoa, Chordata, Mammalia, Afrosoricida, Tenrecidae. The transcript is spliced from 3 exons. Gene Ontology annotation, cellular component: membrane. Gene Ontology annotation, molecular function: trace-amine receptor activity.